Acanthopagrus latus (yellowfin seabream) is the source of this 3199-nucleotide messenger RNA. It is a transcript of the gene cyb561, whose product is annotated as cytochrome b561. The coding region runs from base 95 to 853 and encodes 252 amino acids. Gene Ontology annotation, cellular component: lysosomal membrane. Gene Ontology annotation, molecular function: oxidoreductase activity. The transcript is spliced from 6 exons. Lineage: Eukaryota; Metazoa; Chordata; Actinopteri; Spariformes; Sparidae. The record is from RefSeq and is a predicted model, not a curated record.
CACACACACACACACACACGGUCAGAGGGAGGCGGAUCUGUAAGUAGACUCCAGGACUUCCUCGGCAGAAAGGAGCGCAGCCUGCAGCGCAAUCAUGGACGAUUCUGCUCCACUUGCCGGUUGCUCUGGGUUUGCGUGGCUGGUGGGAGCGUCACAGGUUCUGGGCGUGACGUCGGUGGUGCUGACCGGUGUGUGGAUGGGACACUACCGCGGGGGCUUUGCUUGGGACGGCUCAUCGCAAGAGUUUAACCUGCAUCCUCUGUGCAUGGUGCUGGGGCUCGUCUUCUUACAGGGCGAUGCCAUCCUGGUCUACAGAGUAUUUCGAAGUGAGCCAAAGAGGAAUGUAAAGGUGCUUCACGGCAUCAUUCACCUGCUCGCCCUCAUCAUCAGCAUCAUAGGUAUUGUUGCUGUGUUUGACUUUCACAGAGAAGCAAAGAUUCCAGACAUGUACUCUCUGCACAGCUGGUGCGGCAUGGCUACCUUAAUCCUAUUCUGCAUACAGUGGGUGAUGGGGCUGCUGUUCUUCCUGUUUCCCGUUGCAUCGUCAUGGUUACGAGCUUCGUAUCUCCCCGUCCAUGUGUUCUGCGGCCUGGUUCUGCUGGUUAUGGCCAUAGGGAGCAGCCUGCUCGGCAUGACAGAGAAACUCCUCUUCAGCAUCAUGCAGCCCUACUCUCUGUUCACACCUGAGGGGGUGCUGGCCAACGUCCUGGGGAUCCUGCUGGUGUGUUUUGGGAUCGUGCUGGGCUACUUGAUCACCAGGGAGGAGUACAGACGUCCUCCAAAUCCAGAGGAAGAGUCUCUGUCCGUCCACUUUAAGACUCUGACUGAGGGGGGGUCACCCACCGGGCCCUGACCUCAGUGAGAUGUCUGAUGUGUCCCCCGUAUCUGGACACUGUGUCCUGCCAACAGCCGUGCUGCAGAAUCUGUUAAUACAAAAUCAUUAGAUUAAACACAUAUGGGCCAGAAGAGACAAGUUCUAUACAUUUAGGUUAAAGCCCAUAAAAUAGACAUCACAGAAAAGACGCUUUAAUCCUGUUAUCAUACCAACCUGAUCCAUAUUACUGAACUGACAAUUUAACACUUCAGAUAGUUUUCAAAUGAUUAGCCUCUUAGAAAACCCUCUUGAUUUCAUACAUGUUCAAGCAGGAAGACAAGCAGCACAACCUGACCUCUGUAAUGACCACAUUCAAGCAAGUGUAGUGGCUUUAUUUUCCUCUGAUGUCACACAGCGGGAGGGAAACUUAUGUCAUACUGCUGUGUUCCAGGUUCCAAGUCAUAUAAAUGAUGUGGCUAUAAUAAAUCAUUAUUGUUUCACUGCUCAGCCAGAGACUGAAUAGACAAUGGAUAGUGAAAUCCCAGGGGGACAAUCUGGCCAUAUUUCAAAUAAUCCUAAAAUAUUAUUGGACAGUUUGGAAUGGCAUGGUGAGUUAGCGGGGAAAAUGGUUGAAUACUAACAUUAGCGGCUGCCUCGUGGUUUAUCUCGUUGUUUUACCUUGAAAUAUGGCCAGUGUCUUUCAGGAAUCAGUCAAAUACUAAUGAUAAGUGAGAGUCCAUUGUUUAUACUUUUUUGUUGUUCAGCAUCAGUGGAACAUUUGAGCUUCCCAACUGACACUGACAUGAGCGGAAGACGGCCAUCAUUUGAAUUUGGUCUAUCAUAUUCCCUGUAGCCCUGAUGUGUAGCUUGAUGAUUGAAGAUGUCACCUAGGCCAAACUUACAGUUUUAAAACCUUUUAAUGCAGAGAUACACAUAUAGCUUAGGAGUGUCUGCAGCUCAGGACCUGUACAAACUGAAGAAACCACAUUUGCAGAUCAGUGACCUCCCACUAGAUGAUCACUGCAUAAUCCUAACAUUUAAACACAAGCCCAGCCCCUACCUGUAUCUGACCUGAAGCUUUACUGUUGCUCAGUUUCACUCAUUACAGAUUGUUUGCCUCACUUUCUCACUAAUACUACUUGUGGCUUCAUUCUCAGUCUCUUUUUGUCUCCCAGCUGGGAACUGUCAGAGAAGAGAAGAAAUGUCUCAAUAAAGUGCUUAUAAAAACUAAAGACUUACCUAAAGCAACACAACAGAAAUGGCUUGAACUCAAACUGGAACUCAAGCCCAAGUCAUCGGGUCAGUUAGUGUCAGUAUAAGGAACAAUAAUGGAUACUUCUUAUCAAAAGACUGAAUCAGCUUUUAAUGUACUCAGCCUACUAAUGUUGCAAAGAAAUGUGAAUUAGAAUUUUUUUUGCGGGGGCCGUAUCAAUACCGUACCGUUAUCAAAUGGAAUUUUUUUUGUAGUCUAAACUUAAUCAACAGAGUAACAUGUUAUCUUAAGUAGAGCUGUAUCACUGCUGAACGCCAAUGAUUUAAAGUUGAGCAAUUAACAACAAAUGAUGGUUUUGAACCAGGACCUUCAGUACACAGAUUGGGAAGCUUGUGCAAAUCAACAUGUGCCAAAUUAAAUAUUCUUCGCCUGUUAUUUUAAUGUGCUGAAUAAAUCAAAAUUGCAUGUUUUCUGCUGCUAUGUAUAUACUUUUUUUUUUGACCAUGUGUUGUUUAGGCAAAUCUGAUUGGAGUCAGUGUUGGCGGAUACAGAAUAUUAAAGGUGCAAUUUGUAACACUUUGGGGUUGAAACUGGAAUAUUUAACAAAUGGUGAAGAAACCACAGAUGUUAAAUGCUUUAUGGACAUCUAUCCGAUUAUGAUAAUGCUGCCAAUACUCUAUAAGGAUAUCAGUAAAACAAUGGGUAAACUUUUUUAAAGUUAUUGAAAGUCACAAGAAAAGGUCUCAUAGAGGAUUUAGCUUCUGUGGAUAAUUUAUAUCACACUACUAGUACACUGCUAAUUGCAUUCAAAUGAAGUCUGUCCUUGAUCACAGUAUCUGUAUACCUACCUGUCCCGUAUCCAAGUGGUUUAAAGCCCUGUUUAAAACAAAAUGUACUCCAUUUGUCCAUCAGUAUGCUGUCUGUAUUUAAAUGGAUUGUCAUGAAAAAAUAUACCUGUUCAGUGUGUGUAUGUUAUUAGAGUUUAUUUACUUUAUGCAUUUUUACCUAAAGCUGUCAUAUCACAUAUUUGAACCUGGUUAACCAAUUAAAAAACAUCUAAAAUUUUGGGAUUUUCAGGUUCAGGUAUUGACUAUAGUGCCUAUAAUACAAAGCUCUUUACAAUGUUGUUCUCAUUGUCUCAAUCUCAUUAGUAAAACCUGUAACAAACAGAA